AUGAAAUUUACUCUUCCAUCUUGUUUGUUGGUCAUUGUAUUCACCAAGCUAUUCGACUGUCAGAACACUUGUGGACGUAUAAAAGAUGUCAAAUAUGAAAAGAUAAUUUCUCAAAAUACUUCAUACAGUUAUUCUGAUCAUUAUGAAUAUUUUCAAAGAAUUCAACUUGAUCAACCCAAUCCUAUUGAAAGUGAAACUUUUGUCAAGAGUGAAAUCUCUUCUGAAAUGGUUGAACCUAAAUUCCAUUUUAAAUAUUACGGUAAAUCAGUCGAUGGAUUGACAAUGAUUGAUUCUGACAAAUUAUUCGCUGUCAAAUGGUCACUUCAGAAGAAUGCAAAUUCUGGUGAUGUAACAGGUCAAGUAACUUAUCUGAUAUAUCCGAAUGGGAAGAUGUCUAUUUAUUUUGAGAAUAUACCCAAGGAAACUGAUGAAAGCAAUUUACAGUCGUGGAUUGAUUAUCGACACCAUUGUAUAGAUGAUACAACGAACAAGUCCAUGUUAGAAUCGUACAAUCGAAUUAACGUUCCAGUAAACUUGAUCAAACAUCGUACUUUGGUGGAGUUUGAACCGAAUACAGAAACGUGUUACAUUAAAGAUUCACAAGAAACAUGUCUAUCUGCAUCUAAACCGAAUAUGACAUGUUAUUGGUGUUCAAAUGCUAGUACGUGUACCAAUGGUCUUGAUACACAUAUUAAUCAUUGGCUGGAAAGUGAUUGUCAUACCACUAAAUCAUCUGCUUACUUAUAUGCAUUGAUACCAUUAGUUAUAUGUUUCCUGAUUGUAUGUGUUGGAUUUGUCAUAUGGUUUAAAUUAUCUAAAUGA
Molecule: messenger RNA, 822 nt
Organism: Schistosoma haematobium
Lineage: Eukaryota; Metazoa; Platyhelminthes; Trematoda; Strigeidida; Schistosomatidae
Exons: 10
Coding region: 1-822 (273 amino acids)
Source: RefSeq, a predicted model, not a curated record